AUGUCAUUUGAACAAUACGCUAUAACUAUAAUUUCCAAAACUUCACGUUUAAGUGAAGAAAGUUGUUCAUUUAUACAGAAAUUUAUUGGUGAACAAUUAAAGCUUGAAGUCAAAUCAACACGAGUCUUAUCAGAAAACCGUGUCAUUGACUACAUAGUUGAACCAGAACACCCAGAAGCCAUUGAAACCUUCAUCAAAAAUGAAAUUUUGACCAUACCUAAGGCAUAUGACAUCAUUUUCCAACGUCAAUCAACUAGACAGAAUAAGAAGUUGUUUAUUUUUGAUAUGGAUUCAACUUUGAUUUACCAAGAGGUCAUUGAGCUUAUUGCUGCAUAUGCAAAUAUUGAAGAUAAAGUAGCUGAAAUCACUGAAAGAGCCAUGAAUGGUGAACUUGACUUCAAUCAAUCUUUACAACAAAGAGUUUUAUUAUUGAAGGGCAUUGAUUCAACUUCAAUUUGGGAAGAAUUGAAAGAGAAGAUCAAAAUAACCAAAGGGGCUAGAGAAUUAUGCAGAGCAUUAAAGAACUUGAACGUUGUUAUGGGGGUUUGUUCGGGGGGAUUUAUUCCAUUGGCCCUGUACGUUAAAGAACAGUUAGGAUUGGAUUAUGCAUACGCUAACCAAUUGGGUACUACUGCCGACUUAAAAUUAGAUGGUACAACUAAUGGCCCAGUUGUUAAUGGUGAUAAAAAGGCUGAACUUUUACUUGAAAUCGCCGAUAAACAUUCUAUUAAUCCCCAAGAUGCUGUAGCAGUGGGUGAUGGUGCCAAUGACUUGAAAAUGAUGUCAGUUGCCGGAUGGGGGGUUGCAUGGAAUGCCAAACCUACUGUUCAAAAACAAGCACCAAGCUGUUUGAACUCAGACUCUUUACAAGACAUCCUUUACAUUAUGGGUUACACUGAUGAGCAAAUUAAAGAUUUAAUUAAUUAGAGUAUAUAUAG
Molecule: messenger RNA, 938 nt
Organism: Hyphopichia burtonii NRRL Y-1933
Lineage: Eukaryota; Fungi; Ascomycota; Pichiomycetes; Serinales; Debaryomycetaceae
Gene: SER2
Product: phosphoserine phosphatase
Exons: 1
Coding region: 1-927 (308 amino acids)
Biological process (GO): dephosphorylation; L-serine biosynthetic process
Cellular component (GO): cytoplasm
Molecular function (GO): L-phosphoserine phosphatase activity; magnesium ion binding
Source: RefSeq, a predicted model, not a curated record